This is a messenger RNA of Thlaspi arvense, 1917 nucleotides long. Lineage: Eukaryota; Viridiplantae; Streptophyta; Magnoliopsida; Brassicales; Brassicaceae. The record is from the annotation of a GenBank genome assembly.
AUGAGCGGCGCGAGACUGUGCUCUCUGGUGGCGGAGCUAGGUUACGAAGGCGCCGGAAAGUUGGACCCGGACAGCUUCGAAUGGCCGUUCCAGUACGACGAUGCCCGCCCUAUCCUCGAUUGGAUCUGUUCCUCUCUUCGCCCCUCCAAUGUCCUCUCUCUCGCCGAGCUCUCCCUAUACGAGCAAUUUCAAAGAGAAGGGAAGCUCUUAGAGGGCGAGGAUCUAGACCAGGCAUAUGAUAGCAUCUCAGCAUUUUCUUCCAGGAGAAACAACCAGGAGGCGGUUUUUGGAGCUGAAGAAAGCAUAAAAGAAGUAAGAGAUGCAACUUUGGCGCAUAAAGCUGAAGCCUUGGAGUUGCAGAGGCAGCUAAGGCGGUUACAAACUCAAUACGAUUUACUCACUGGCCAAUCUUCAUCUCUGAUUCAAGGGAGACGUGCUCGAGUUGCUGCAACGUCUGCUGUCACUGGACAGAUAACAGCCAUAGAAGACAGCUUAUCUGCUAGAAAUUUGCAGAUGAAUGGAGUUCUAGGAAGAUUGGCUUCCACUUCUCAAGAGCUGGCUCAUUAUCAUUCCGGCGAAGGUGUCCUUCAGGAUGGAAUCUACUUAGCAUACUCAGAUUUUCAUGCCUACUUGGAUGGAGAUUCAGCCUGCACAAAGGAGCUGAAUCAGUGGUUUGCUAAGCAGCUAGAUACAGGGCCAUACCGUUUAGUUGCUGAAGAAGGAAAAUCAAAAUGCUCAUGGGUUAGUCUUGAUGAUACAUCAAACAUGUUGCGAGCAGAUUUGGAAAAGUCACAACAUCAACGUGUAUCUGAACUGCAAAGGCUCCGAUCCAUCUUUGGAACAAGUGAGAGACAAUGGAUUGAAGCCCAGGUCGAGAAUGCUAAACAACAAGCUAUUUUAUUGACACUCAAAUCUCAAGUAACAUCAGUUGAAGCUCAUAUUCAUUUUGAUCUACAUUCUCUAAGGAGAAAACAUGCAGAUCUUGUCGAAGAAAUUUCAACCCUUUAUCAGAAAGAAGAAAAACUCUUAUCUGAGACUAUUCCUGAACUAUGUUGGGAGCUUGCUCAACUACAGGACACCUAUAUCUUGCAAGGUGACUACGAUCUAAAGGUCAUGCGUCAAGAACUGUAUAUUAGUAAACAGAAAGUGUUCAUCAAUCACCUGGUUAAUCAGCUUGCAAGACACCAGUUCUUGAAAUUAGCAUGUCAGCUAGAAAAGAAAAACAUGCUUGGAGCAUUUUCUCUUCUGAAAGUUAUCGAAUCCGAACUCCAAGGUUACCUCUCCGCCACAAGAAGCCGUGUGGGGCGGUGUUUGUCACUGAUCCAAGCUGCAUCUGAUGUCCAAGAACAGGGAGCAGUGGAUGACCGUGACAGCUUUUUACAUGGAGUUAGAGAUCUCUUGAGCAUCCACUCAAAUGCACAAGCCGGGUUAUCAACUUAUGUCUCAGCUCCAGCCAUCAUUCAGCAGAUUGUUGCUCUUCAAUCGGAUCUGUCAUCUCUUCAGUCUGACCUUGAGAAUUCUCUUCCAGAUGACAGAAAUAGAUGCAUUAACGAGCUGUGUACCCUUAUUCAGAACUUGCAGCAACUACUCUUUGCGUCUUCAACUACAGCGCAACCCAUAUUGACACCAUGGCCGCUGAUGAAAGAACUUGAUGAAAUGGGGAAAAUCAACUCCAAACUCUCUGCAGCAGUGGAGGAGGUAACGCUUGAGCACCGCGAGAAAAGGGAGGCGAGUCUUAAUUUAUUCACUUUAAUUCCGCUCCUACCACAAAUAGAAAUAUCUAUCGUGAAGCAUCACUCCAAGGACGUGGAACUUCAAAGGCGGGUAUUUGUGGACUUUUUCUGUAACCCAGAGCGAUUGAGAAGCCAAGUUAGGGAACUCAAUGCUCUUGUUCGUGCUCGUCAAGCCUCAUCAUAG